AUGGCGGCCAUGCGUCGACGAAUGCACCGAGAGAUUGCAAUGCUGGAGAGCGAUCCGCCCUUUGGGGUCAGCGCGUGGCCGAAAGACGACAAACUCGACCACCUCGAAGCCCAAAUUUUGGGUCCAGACGGGUCCCCGUACGAGAAGGGCGUGUUCCAGUUAGAUAUUGAAAUUCCAGAACGCUACCCUUUUGAGCCGCCAAAGGUGUGCUUUGUUACGCCGAUAUACCACCCGAAUAUCGAUGAUGCUGGUCGAAUCUGUCUUGACACGCUAAAAAUGCAGCCGAAGGGCUCCUGGCUGCCGUCCGUCAAUAUUAGCACAUUGCUGACGACUAUUCGUUUACUGAUGGCGGAACCCAAUGCAGAUGACGGCCUGAUGCCAGAAAUUGCCAAUACUUUCAAACACGAUCGCGAGCUGUUUAACAAGAGAGCAGUGGAGUUGACGGAGCAAUACGCCCGCGACACACAAGUCCGUCGACCGAAACCCACCGUCAAGGCGAGUUCUUUACCGAGCGACGGUCACGCAACGGAUAGCGGCGUGGCUGAUUCUGUGGCCCAAGAUACUCAGACAGCAAAAGCUCUGUCUCAGCAGAACGACUCGGCGUUUUCUGACGAUUCGCUUAGCGACGGCAAGUCGUCAGAUGAAGGAGAGGAUCAUGACACAGCUGGUGAUGAAGACUUCGAUGCGGAGAGAGACUCCAACCCGCCCGCCAAACGGAGACGGCAAACAUAG
Messenger RNA from Peronospora matthiolae, 732 nucleotides. Lineage: Eukaryota; Oomycota; Peronosporomycetes; Peronosporales; Peronosporaceae. The record is from the annotation of a GenBank genome assembly.